CUGUCUGGUGUCACACGUUAGGGGUUGAGUUUGGACUCUCUUAGGAGUAAGGAAAAGCAAAAUAUUUGACCAUUCUUCUUUCUCUCUUUUUAUACAAAUCUGCACGGAGUCAGAGAUGUCGUCGAAUAAUGGAAUCCAACGAAGUUGAAGGAUACUUAUAGGUAGCUAAACACUCCUUUACUUUUGAUUUUAUUUUUAUUUUCCCUCACUCAUCCGCAGCCGAGAAAAUGAAUGUCAACUUUACUUCUUUUCUUGGUGAAUUUUCUCGGCAAACAAACGGAAAAUUUCUCCGAUCACCUGCAAUUAGCUGAUGUUCUGUUUGUUUUUUGUGGCUUGCUGACGCAGUGGAAGUGAGUGACCUGCAAAAAAUUGUGCUCUGGUCUGCUUGUUUGCUUUGUACACGCGCAGAUUGUGUCUUUAAGUAAUUUGAGUUUCAGUAUUUCUGAAAACGAAAACCUGUUAAGAUUAGCCAUUAUCGCAGGUUAGCUCACACGAGUGCAUGGUUUUUCUUAAAUUUCUCUUUGAACCUAAUGCUAAUAGUAGCAGAGAGUGUCCUUUAAGGUCUUUCUUUGAUUACGGUUUGUUCCAUGGAUUACUUCCACCAAAUGAUUGUUAAAAUGGAGCUGAAUUCUGUAAUUUGCAUUUUUCAAGUGCUGUAAUAUAAUAAAAUUGCAAAAAAGUUGAGAUUGAUAGUAGUUUUGUAUUAGCAAUGGGACUUCUAAUGCUUAAUUCAACUGAGCCACCGAUAAAACGAAGGGCAGGUCUGCGGAUAAAACAAGCUGGAAGAGGUUCUUAUCGUGGCAGCUAGAGAAGUUUUUUUUAGUCAUGUCAUUUGGCCAAACUUGUUAUGUGUGUUAGAGAUUUGUGUAUUUCUUGGAAAGUCAACGAAUGGGAACUACUGCUCUGAGGCAGCUGUUGAAAAGUCUUUGCAAUAAUUCAAUCUGGAAUUAUGCUGUGCUAUGGAAGCUUAGGCAUGAGAGCCCUAUGAUUUUGAAUUGGGAAGAUGGGUACUUCAAGACAAAACCAGGGGAACCUGUGGAAAGCAUAACAAAUGAUGCUUACUGCAAAGAUGGAAGUGAUGUAUUCUGUCCUCAUUUUGAACCAAAUACAUCCAAUGGUAGCUUGGAGGAGAAUCCAGCUGGAUUUCUAGUGGCUGACAUGUCACGUAUUCAGUAUACCUUGGGAGAGGGGGUUGUUGGCAGAGUGGCCUUUACAAGGGACCAUUGCUGGGUUUCCUUCAAUAACAUUUUCACUGGUGAGGUUCAGUUAAUUCCUGAGUGUCCAGAAGAAUGGCUACUUCAGUUUGCCUCUGGUAUCAAGACAAUUUUGCUGGUACCUGCGCUUCCACAUGGAGUUUUGCAACUUGGGUCAUUGGAAGAGGUUGCUGAAGAUGUCAAUAUGGUAGCGAAUGUCAAAGGUAGAUUUAAUAGUCUUCACAGUAUUGGGAAAAAUACUGCACCUUCCUCCCUAAAGAAAGAAUUUCAAGAUGAACAAUCAUCUCCACUAAUAUCUAGUGGCAUUGACUGCUUAAAUGCACCAUCAACUACUGCAUUUACAUCAGUGAAGAUUAAAGAUCUAAAUCAUUCAAUAGCCGUCAACAGUGUUGAGAUGGAUAAUAGCAAUCAGUCCACUGCAAGUCGAGUUCUGCCACUGUUAAAUGUUGAAAAUUCAUUUAUUCCAGUUGGAAAAAAUCUGCUAGAAGCUCUCCAAUAUGAAACAGAAAAUAAUAUUGAUGUCCCUUCUAUUAGUCUUGCUGAAAUAUCAACUCCAAGUGUAUCUAUGAAUGCCAGCCAACUGGAGAUGAUGGAAAGCAAGCUGUUUGAACUGUCUUGUCUGAUGGAAGAGCUACAGGCACAUUCUGACUCUAAUGAUGACAAUGUGGGAAUGUUUGGAGAAUCGUUCAGUGGACUUAUGAGUUCUCAUCCUGCAGGCAAUAUAGCAGGGGAACCAGCUGGAGGCAAGACUGCUAACGAUAUGGAUAACAAAGUUGUAAGCAGUUUCUUUAGAUUUCCCAAGGAUAGUGAGUUGCAUAAAGUGCUUGGGCCAAAACAGACAAAUGAAAAGUUAUGGGAUGCAUCUCCCAUGGUUGAGGAUACUUGUAGCACCCCAAGUUUUACGUGCAGCAAAGAUCCUAGUGAAAGAACUGAACCAUACUGUUUUGCUAGGGGAGGUGAUACUGGUUAUCUGUUGGAAGCUGUGGUUGCCAAUGUAUAUAGUGGUUCAGAUGACACUUCUAAUAGAUCUAGUAGUUUCAAAUCUUCUACUAGUAUUUCGGGACACUUUGCUGCUUCUCCUAAACCUCAAAAUCGAUCAAAAGCAAGUACCUUGGUGAAGGAUGAUUCAACACUAUGUAGGCAUCUUAAAUCUGCAUGUAUUAUUGGGGACGAGAUUGCUGAUAGUUCUUCAAGUACUUCAAGGAGCAUGAUGGACGCAAUUUUUAGCACGGAACAGCAUGACAAUGAAUCCGAUGGCACACAGCCUCGGAAAGGACACAAGACAACGGUCACCAAAAGAAGGGUCAAACACGGUGAUAACCAAAGGCCAAGGCCAAGAGACAGACAGCUGAUCCAAGAUCGGGUGAAGGAGUUGCGCGAACUUGUUCCCAAUAGUGCUAAGUGUAGCAUUGAUGGCCUCUUGGAUCGAACCGUAAGGCACAUGCUAUAUCUAAAAAGUGUAACCGAUCAUGCUGAGAAAUUGAGGCGAUGUGUACGUCAGGAGCAUCCUGGUAUCAAGAAUUGGAGGUAUUACGAAGCCAAGGAGAAUUGCCAAAAUGGAACAAGCUGUGCUUAUGAAUUUGGACUUGAGUUCCAAAUGUGCCCUAUUCUAGUGGAAGAUCUUGCUUAUCCAGGACAUAUGCUCAUUUUGAUGCUUUGUGAUGAGCAAUGUCUCUUCUUAGAGAUCGCCCAAGUGAUCCGUGGCUUGGAAUUGACCAUCCUGAAGGGUGUACUUGAGACCCGAUCCGACAAAACAUGGGCAAGAUUCGUUGUCGAGGCUUCCAGGGGGUUCCACAGACUCGAUAUCUUGUUGCCUCUGAUGCAGUUUCUGCAGCGCAAAAGAAACCCCAUCUCAAGCAAGAUUUGAUGAGUCAUCUUUUCUCCAAGUAGUUGGUCAGAAGAGAGCAAUAUUCUACCCCAGUGGAAUAUACUUUCGAAGCAAUAAAGAGUUGCAAACUAAACAUCACUAUUGUAUUAUUACAAGGAUUAUGAUUGUAAGAACUUUGGUCGGUUUUCUUGCAAUGAACUGUCAAGUUUUACUAGCA
This is a messenger RNA of Hevea brasiliensis (rubber tree), 3259 nucleotides long. RefSeq names its product transcription factor LHW. Gene Ontology annotation, biological process: regulation of DNA-templated transcription. NCBI's taxonomy places the organism in Eukaryota, Viridiplantae, Streptophyta, Magnoliopsida, Malpighiales, Euphorbiaceae. Gene Ontology annotation, molecular function: protein dimerization activity; DNA-binding transcription factor activity. The coding region runs from base 889 to 3081 and encodes 730 amino acids. The record is from RefSeq and is a predicted model, not a curated record. The transcript is spliced from 10 exons.